CACAUACAACUAUUAGGAUUUAAAAAGUUGUCAAGUUUUGUAAAAUCUGUUAUUGGUUAGUUUUUCCACUGUUCUAGAAUUGAUCAGAAAAUCGAACGAAAAUGUCUGAUAAGAUAAAGAAAUGUAAAACAUGGAAUGUUCCUUGCUCUGUUAUGGCAGAAAAUUCAGUUAAUCCAAUACGUAAUUUAGUUGAUAGUAUGACCAUCACACCAAACCCAGAAAAAGAUAUGAUAGCACUUUCUAUUGGGGAUCCAACUAUAUUUGGCAAUCUACCUUACUGUGAAGUAGCCGAGAAUGCAGUGAUCGAAGCUAUCAAAGGAAGAAAGUCUAAUGGCUACACAGCUUCAGUUGGUUAUGAAAGUGCCAGACUAGCUGUGGCCGAUUAUACCUCUACACCAACAUCAGUAGUGACAGCAAAGGAUGUAAUAUUGACUAGUGGUUGUUCCAGUGCUCUAGAUCUAUGUAUCUCGUGUUUAGCUAACCCUGGUCAAAAUAUGUUAAUGCCUUUACCUGGCUUCUCUAUCUAUAAAACAUUGGCAGAAUCACUUGGUAUUGAAGUUCGGAAUUAUAAAUUACUGCCAGAAAAAAGUUGGGAGGCUGAUUUGAACCAUAUAGAAGAAUUAAUAGAUGAGAAUACAGCAGGUAUUAUUGUGAAUAAUCCAUCCAAUCCAUGUGGAUCAGUAUACAGUAAAGAACAUCUAGAAGCUAUCCUAGAAAUCUGUGAGAAAAACAAAUUACCAGUUAUCGCUGAUGAAAUUUAUGAACAUUUCGUAUUUUGUGGAAGUAAAUAUUAUUCUCUAGCAUCAUUGACUACAACAGUACCUAUAUUAUCAUGUUCAGGUUUGACCAAGAGAUUUUUAGUGCCAGGUUGGAGAAUGGGUUGGAUUGUUAUACAUGAUUUAAAUGAUAUAUUUGUUAAUGUUCGAAGAGGUUUAGUGAAGUUAUCACAGAGAAUAUUGGGACCUAAUACAUUAGUUCAACAAGCAAUUCCUGAUAUACUGAAAAACACUUCAUCAGAAUUCUUUGAGGAUACCUUGGUACAUAUGAAGAACAAUGCUGAAAUAUUCUAUUCAAGAUUUAGAGAAAUAAUUGGACUAACACCUAUUAUGCCUCAAGGUGCUAUGUACAUGAUGGUCGGUAUAGAUAUUGAAACGUUCCCUGUAUUUAAAUGUGAUAUCCAGUUUGUAGAAGCUCUAGUAAAAGAACAAAGUGUCUUUUGUCUCCCAGCUUCAUGCUUCCAAUAUCCCAACUACUUCCGUGUGGUGUUAACAAUUCCCGAGACGAAAGUUGCCGAGGCUUGUGAUAGAAUUGAGGAAUUCUGUAAGAAAUAUUACGUAGCUAGAAAUGGUAUGAAUAAUGGAAACAACGGAGUGAACGGACAUCAUUAA
Messenger RNA from Lottia gigantea (owl limpet), 1388 nucleotides. RefSeq lists its product as hypothetical. Bases 102 to 1388 code for a protein of 428 amino acids. Lineage: Eukaryota; Metazoa; Mollusca; Gastropoda; Lottiidae. The transcript has 12 exons. Gene Ontology annotation, biological process: biosynthetic process; aromatic amino acid metabolic process. Gene Ontology annotation, molecular function: L-tyrosine:2-oxoglutarate transaminase activity; pyridoxal phosphate binding. The record is from RefSeq and is a predicted model, not a curated record.